AGAGAAAUCCUCCACCAGACGUGAUGUAGUUCUGACAGACGGACAGACAGACAUCUGCUAUCAUGUCCAUCACCGUGAAUCUGAAGAGGAUCUCCAACUUGCCGGGACGAUCCGACAGAAAGGUCAAACUCGCAUUCAGAGGUUUCAUCCAUAAAACCAGAGUCCUGCGGUGUGAGAAUGUGGCCAUCUUCAAUGAGUAUUUUCGUUGGCCGCACUACGGUAAAGUGAUCACGGAUGAAGUUUUGUCCAUCAGUCUUUACAACAGCAGCAAGUUCUUCUCCAACAGACUGCUUGGACGGCUGGUCAUCAGUCUCCAGCAUGUAGUUACCUCCGGCAGGUUGUUGCUACGGGAACCACUCACUGAUGACAACUACAGCCUGACUGAUAUCAUUAUAGAGCUGGAUAUCCGGUUCCAGCCGGUGGAAGGAGCAGCCGGACACUGGGAAGGCCUGGACUUUCUGACAGUUGAAGACCAUGAUGAAUCAGCUCUGGUCUUCAGGAAUGAAGGAUUCGACGACCCAGAGAGGGGAUCAGUGGUUGCUAACCCGGAUCAGGUGGAAAGAGAAGCUCAGCGUCUCGGUCGGAGUCUGGUCCGGACGGGGGAUGAAGACAAUGACUAUGAUGAUGAUGACUACGAUUAUGAUGAUGAUGAUGAAGAUUUGGUGGACUUGGAAGCUUCUGACAUCAUCUUCACCACAAUCAUGAGUCGCUGCAGACCACUUUCUAGGAGAGCUGUUGCAUCAAUGCCAAGAGUCCAGAGCUUCCAGGUGAACGUGAACAUCCUGGAGGCCCAGAAGCUCGUUGGUGUGAACAUCAAUCCUGCAGUUUUCAUCAGAGUGGGGGGGCAGAAAAAAAACACGGCGACGCAGAAGUCCACCAACUGCCCGUUCUACAACGAGAUCUUCCAGUUUGAGUUUCAGGAGGCUCAACAACUCUUCUUUGACAAAGUCAUAGAGAUAAAGGUGUUCCACAGGCGGACGCUGGCCUUCCUAAUGACCCACAUCGGAACCUUUAAGAUUGACAUUUCCACUGUGUACCGCCAGCCAGACCACCGUUUCUACCAGAAGUGGGCUCCUCUCACCGACCCGGCAGACACCAGGUCGGGGGUGAAGGGCUACGUCAAGGCCAGCCUCAGCGUGAUGAUGAAGGGCGAAGCUCUGCGCAUGCCCAGUAUGUCACCGGCUUCCUCGUCCGGAGGCAGCGAGGACAUGGAAAAACAUCUUCUGCUUCCGCGUGGCAUGCCAUCCGAACGUCCGUGGGCCCGGUUUCGUAUCAGGAUCUACAGGGCGGAGGGCCUGCCCGCCAUGGAUGCGGGCCUAAUGGCAAAGAUGUCAGUCACUGACCGGGCAGUAUUCAUUGACCCCUACGUACAAGUGACCUUCGCUGGUCAACAGGGAGAAACGUCGGUCGCCGGUGCCACCAGCUGUCCAGUUUGGAACGAGGAGAUCUCCUUCAUUGAGCAGUUCCCCCCUUUAGCUCAGAGAAUCAAAGUCCAGGUCCUUGAUGAUGAAAAGAUGGGAGACAUUGCCUUGGCAACGCAUUUCCUGGACCUGCAGCAGAUUUCUGACCCCACCAGGAACGGUUUUAACCCCACCUUUGGCCCUAGUUGGGUUAAUCUUUACGGUUCCCCUCAGAACUCCACCCUCGGAGAUGUCCACCAGGCAUUGAACGAGGGUCUGGGCGAUGGAAUCUUCUAUCGAGGGCGAAUCCUUCUUGCUCUCUGCAUGGAAGUUUAUUCUUCCCCUUCCUCUGUCACCACGGAAACAGGCUCCAUCGCCGUGGCAAAGGUGAAAGGAGCGCUGGGAAAGUUUGGACUGAAGAAAAGGAAGAGCUCCAAGAAAAAGAAAGAUGCAUCUUCAGCUGAGAGUGGGUUCGCUGAUGAGUCCGGGGAGGCAGGAGUUGAGGUGCCAGAGUCUGUAACCGUGGAUGUUGAGGAGAUCCAUCCUCUCCCUGAGGCUUUUCUGGGUCAGAAAGAAGAAUUCCUGCUGUUUGCAUCGCUGUUUGAAGUCACUAUGAUCGACCCGUCUGUGGGAACAAAGCCACUAACGUUUGAACUCUCAAUAGGGAAUUACGGAAAGGCGGUGGGAGUUACGAAGUCCAAGAAGAGUCAGAGCAGGGAAGAGCUGAGAAGGAGCCGAGAAGAACUGAGGAGGAGCAGAGAGGACCUGGGCGAGGAGGCGCAGGGUCUGCUCGAGUCGGAAGAUGAGCUGGACAGAGAAGAGAUGCAGAAUGCUGAACCUGAGAACAGAUCUGUGUCUGCUGCCAUGAGACCUCAGUCCACUGAAUACGACCGGUCAUUCCAGUGUCUAGAGCUCCAACGCCCCCUAGUGAGGCUAAAGCCUUGCCUGUUCAUCUGGAGUCAGUUUGAAGACCACAGCUUUCGUCUCCAUCAGGCAAACUGGCUCAGCAAGAUGGCCGACAGGCUUGAUAUUGGUCUCGAUGAGGUGGAAAUACUCUUGAGGAGGCCGAAGAGCAAGGCCAGGGAGCGUUUGGUGGAGGUUCUGCUGGAGCUGGUGGCCUCCUGCAAGCAGUUCAGUGCUUUUUCAGAGAGGAGAUCUCAGUUUCAUCCCAACAACUUGGAUAAAUGCAGGAAAGAGUUCAUCAAGAAGAAUUUGGUGGUGAUCGCCAGACAGGCAGUCAAAGCCAGGCGGAGAGUAACCAGGAAGACGGUCAAACAGCACCUGACGGGGAGCAGGAAGCUCCUAAAGAAGCUCCGGCUACUGGCUGCUGAGCCCCAGAGCACCAUCCCGGAUGCUUUUCUGUGGUUGCUGAGUGGAAGCAAGCGACUGGCUUAUGUCAGGAUCCCCGCCCACUCCAUCAUGUUCUCAUUGGUGGAGGACCAGAAGGGGCAAGACUGCGGCCGCAUCACCACCUUCUAUAUGAAGUCUCCAGGAUGCUCAGCGAGUGAGGUCUUUGCAAAGCUGGAGGUCUAUCUAUGGCUGGGUCCUAUCAAAUACAGUAAAGAGGCCGUCAGCAGCCUGCCAGAGGAGUUUACCCCAGUAUACGAGGAGGAAGAGGAGGUGCAGAGGAGCCUGGCUCCCAUAGAUGGAAGGAUGAAGAUUCCUGUCAGUCUAUCCUGCCAAGAUAGCAGGUAUUUCCAGCUACGGUGUCACCUGUACCAGGGCCGCGGCCUGAUGGCUGCCGAUGACGACGGCCUGUCAGAUCCUUUUGCCAGGGUUGUGUUUUCUACGCAGUGCCAGGUCACCAGGGUGUUGCCAGACACCCUCUCCCCUUCCUGGUGCGAGUGCUUGCUGUUUGACAGAGUUUUGCUGGAAGGUACGAAGGAACAGAUCCAACAAGAUCCACCUCUCAUCAUCAUCAACAUCUACGACCACGACACCGUGGGCAGUCCAAAGGCUCUUGGCCGAGCUUUCGCCGAGCCAGAGUUUAAAACUGUGGAGCAGUUCUACGAAAAGCCGCACCUCCGUUUCUAUGACAUCAGCAAGGGCCGGGUUCCUGCUGGGGAGCUGCUGGCCGCUUUCGAGCUCAUUGAACUUGACUACUCUGGGUUUGGAGAGCCCUGUCUCCCCACCAGUGUGGACCCUCAGGAACUGACCUAUGACGAUGAGCAGAAGUACUGCAUCAUCCCAGAGGGCGUCCGGCCGGUCCUGAAAACCUUCAGGAUUGAGGUGCUGUUCUGGGGCCUGCGGGACCUGAAGCGGGUGCACCUGUUCGAGGUGGACCGCCCGCUGGUGAAGGUGGAGUGUGCAGGACAACAGCUGGAGUCCGAGGAAAUCCAGAGCUACAAGACCAACCCAAACUUCAAAGAGGUGGUCCGCUACAUCGACGUGGAGCUGCCUGAGCAGUCCUACCUCCACCCUCCUCUGACAGUGUUUGUGGUUGAGCAUCGGGCGUUUGGCCAUCUUGCUCUGGUCGGGUCGCAUGUGGUGCAGAACCUCAUGCACUAUGCCCCACGUGAGCUGGAGGAAGAUGCAGAGGAGGAGGAGGAAGAGCCAAAAACAAAAGUGAGGCAAAAGUCGGUGAAGAUCAACACUCUGAUGUCAGUGAAGAAUAUCGGACUCAGCGGCCUGACGGUUGCGCAGUCAAAGAUCCCGAUUAACCCCAUCAAGCUGGUCAAUGCUCCUCUGAAGAAGCUGACGAAGAACAGGGAGGAACUGGAGGAAGAGGCGCCUGAGAAGGAGGAGCUGGACUGGUGGUCCAAGUACUACGCCUCGCUGGAGGAGCUGGAGAAGAAGGCGGCUGAGAAAGAGGAGAUGGAGGAACAAGCAGAGACAGAUGGAGCAAAUAUGACCAUGGCGAACAUUGAAGAGGAGGAGGAGGAAAGUGUGGUGGUUGAGAUUGAGCCCCCCAAACGCAAAAAGAUUGCAACGCUAAAGCUGUAUGAAGGCGAUCUGGAGUCAGAGUUCAAUCAGUUUCAGGACUGGCUGAAGACGUUUCCUCUGUACAAAGGCAGAGCAAACACCGAAGAUGAGGAUGAGGAUGACGAAGAACGGCUGAUGGGAAAAUACAAGGGCUCCUUCCUGGUUUAUCCGAUUGAUCCAGAAGAUAAGGAAGAUACCACAUGUCAGAUCACCAACGGGAUCCCUAAAAACUCACCCGCCAAAGUGUUAAUCCGAGUCUACAUCGUCAAAGCCACCAGCCUGGCUCCCACGGACCCCAACGGUAAGAGUGACCCGUACCUGGUGGUCAAGGUGGGCGAUCAAAGUCAUGACUCCAAGGAUCGAUACGUCCCCAAGCAGCUCAACCCCAUAUUCGGAGAGGUUUUUGAACUCACGGUGUCGUUCCCUCUGGAGACAGAGUUGGUUAUCACGGUCAUGGACCAUGAUCUAGUAGGGGCUGAUGACGUUAUUGGUGAGACUCGGAUUGACUUGGAGAACCGGUUCUACAGCCGGCACCGAGCUUGCUGUGGUCUGGCUCUUUACUACGACACUGACGGAUACAACAUGUGGCGUGAUGCAAAAAGGCCGUCGACGAUCUUGGCCGAGCUCUGCAGGAAGAACGGCAUCCCCUCUCCAGAGUACAGAACAUCUGAAGUCAAAGUACUCAACAAGAUCUUCAAAAUACCACCAGACGCAGUACCUGAAGGUCUGCUGAAGAAGAACCAGCGGUCCUCAGAGGAGGAGGCACAGAUGGAGGAGCAUGCAGCUCUGAGUGUGUUGCGCCACUGGGAUGAAAUGAAGGAGUUCCUCCCUGGAGCCGUCCUCCUGGUGCCAGAGCACGUGGAGAUCCGGUCUCUGCUGAACCAGGACAACCCCGGACUUCCGCAGGGUUAUCUUCAUAUGUGGGUGGACAUGUUUCCCACCGACACCCCGGCUCCGCCUGCUGUUGACAUAAAGCCCCGCCAACCCGAACAGUUUGAGCUGCGUGUGAUCAUCUGGAACACGGAUGAAGUGUUUCUGGACGACGUCAACCCUUUCACCGGCGACCCCUCCUCCGACAUCUAUGUCAAAGGGUGGAUCAAAGGUUUGGACGGAGACAAACAGGAGACUGAUGUCCACUUCAACUCCCUGACUGGGGAGGGAAACUUCAACUGGAGAUUUGUUUUCCGCUUCGAUUACCUUCCUACUGAGAAAGAAGUGGUUUAUAAAAAGAAGGAGUCCAUCUUUUCCCUGGAGGAGUCUGAGUUUCGCCAGCCGGCCGCUCUUGCACUGCAGGUCUGGGACUACGACCGCAUCGCAGCCAAUGACUUCCUCGGCUCAUUAGAGUUUCAUCUCCACGACAUGGUGAGACCAGCAAAGACGUCCAGCAAGUGUACGAUUGAGAUGGCGAGGGAUCGCGCCAGCCCGCGGUUCUCCAUCUUUCGUGCCAAAAAGAUGAAGGGCUGGUGGCCGCUGGUGCGCCUGAAAACGGCCGAGGACUUUGAGAGGGAGGAGAAGGAGAAGCAGGAGGCCAAGAAGAAGGGACGAAAGAAGAAGAGCAAGGACAAGAGGAGCAAGCUGAGACGGGAGGACAUCCAGUACACCGACACUUUGGGAAACACUUUCCUUUUAAUGGGGAAGGUGGAGGCGGAGCUUCAGCUGGUGACGUUGGAGCAGGCGGAGGCCAACCCUGUGGGGCGAGGACGAAAGGAGCCCGAACCUCUGGACAAGCCAAAUCGUCCCACCACUAGUUUCAACUGGUUCGUCAACCCGAUAAAGACCUUCAUCUUCCUCAUCUGGAAGAACUACAAGAAGUACAUCAUAGCUCUGGUCAUCCUGGCCAUCCUCACACUCUUCCUUGUCCUCAUCCUGUACACGUUGCCGGGAGAAAUCAGCUCCCUCAUCGUCAGUGGAUGAAGAAACCCGCGAGCUGCCAACGUCUCUCGGUCUCAGGUUUCUGGUACUGAACUGGUACCAGGAUUUUUAUGGAGCUAAAUCUGUAAAAAAAAAAAACAACCUGAUACUGUAGGUUAUUUUCAUCCUGACUGCACUACAUUACCCAUAAUCCUCAAUGGCAGCAUGGAAAAAGAACCAAGGAUGUGUUUUUGUGGUGGAUUAUUACAAUGCCAGAAGAAGUGAUAACACCCACAGACUUAGGAUACAUCCCAACAUUGGCCCGGUUUCCCAGAUCAUUUAAGUAGUUCUUAACAGCGAAAGACUUCUUUCAAACCAUCUUAAGGAGCCUGUGAAAGAACUACUUAACUGUUAAGAACUACUUAACUGAUCUGGGAAACCGGGCCAAUUGUCAUUUUAAUAUGAACUGUAAAACUUACAACACAGUCCUGAUGAAAUAAAUCAUCCUUUCUUUUCCUAAACUGAACUGUAAUAAGUCUAAUUUAUAUUAGUGGUGUUUUUUUAUUUUUUAUUUUCAUAAAUACGAAUAGGAUUCAUUGUUUUACUUCAUGCACUGACUCAGAACAACAUCUGGAGGAAAAGCACACCUGCAGCAUCCUGAU
Cololabis saira (Pacific saury) is the source of this 6835-nucleotide messenger RNA. RefSeq names its product fer-1 like family member 4 (gene fer1l4). Gene Ontology annotation, biological process: plasma membrane organization. Lineage: Eukaryota; Metazoa; Chordata; Actinopteri; Beloniformes; Belonidae. Bases 63 to 6236 code for a protein of 2057 amino acids. The record is from RefSeq and is a predicted model, not a curated record. The transcript has 49 exons. Gene Ontology annotation, cellular component: membrane.